UGGCAGCGCCAAUUUCCAAGUGAGACAUUUGUUGACAGUUCUUUUGCAUUUAUUAAAUAAUAGAACAAACAAGGGCGGCAAGGAAUGCUAAGAAGGAUGAGCACUUUCAGUGGUCAAAAACUGGCAACAGUGGUGAAGGAGCUAGAGAACUUUGCGCCGAUUACUUUGGCAGAGAAAUGGGACAACGUUGGACUCCUUAUUGAACCGCACCGAGAAAAGCAAGUCAAGAAAAUCUUGCUAACCAAUGAUUUAACCGAACCUGUGAUGAGCGAAGCACUAACAAAGGAAGUGCAGCUUAUCAUCAGCUAUCAUCCGCCUAUUUUCAAGCCCCUGACGAGAGUAACUCAGUCGCAUUGGAAGGAGCGUGUAGUGGCCGCCUGUUUGGCCAAUGAUAUAGCCCUUUACUCACCUCAUACAGCGUGGGAUAAAGCAUGCGGUGGCGUCAACGAUUGGCUGUCGCAGGCAGUGGAUAUCCUGAGUAUCCGGCCUUUGGAACCCGAAUUAGGAGCUCCACCGGGCACAGGGUCCGGCAGAUAUAUAGACACCAAAAUGGAGCUCUCACAGGUGCUUGAAUCCUUGCAAAAGCACAUCGGAAACAGCGUACACGUUGCUCUGGCUGUGGAUCAUAACCCCAAGACCCUUAUCCAAUCUGUAGGCAUUUGCGCUGGGUCUGGCGGUUCCCUUUUGAAAGGCAUCAAAGCGGACCUUAUUAUUACCGGCGAAAUGUCGCACCACGAAGUGCUGGAGUUCACCCACAACAACACAACUGUGCUGCUUUGCAAUCACAGCAAUUCGGAAAGGGGUUUCCUAAAGCAGUUCUCCCCUAAGUUGAGCGAGUCCCUAAAGGGAGCCUGCGAGAUUUUGGUAUCCGAGACGGAUAAGGAUCCAUUGGUCACUGUAGCAAAGGAUCUAAAUAAAGAGCAAAGCGCUUUUGCUGACUGCUACAUAGUUGGUUAAAUAAUGUAUCUCUCCUCUUGCAUAAAUUGAAAAUAUAAUCUGCCAAGGAGGUUAAUAAAAAACAUUUUUACGUUUAACAAUGCA
Molecule: messenger RNA, 1041 nt
Organism: Drosophila ficusphila
Lineage: Eukaryota; Metazoa; Arthropoda; Insecta; Diptera; Drosophilidae
Product: NIF3-like protein 1
Exons: 1
Coding region: 85-957 (290 amino acids)
Cellular component (GO): mitochondrion; cytoplasm
Source: RefSeq, a predicted model, not a curated record